AUGUGUGAUUACAUACGAAAUAUUCCAGGUUGGAACGUCCCGUACGAAUUCAACCAGGCUGACUUCGCUGCAAGUGUGCAGUUCAUCCAGAACCAUCUGGACGACAUGGACCCUAAAAAGGGCGUUUCAUGGCCCACGGUGUGCUACAUGCUCGGGGAAGUCCAAUAUGGCGGCAGAGUCACAGAUGACUUUGACAAACGGCUACUCACCACUUUCACACAGGUAUGGUUCUGCGAUGUUCUUCUAAGACCAGGCUUCGAAUUCUACAAGGCCUACAAAGUUCCGCAAACAAGAAACUUGCAAGGUUAUAUAGACUACAUCAACAGUUUACCUACUACUGAUACGCCAGAAGUUUUUGGAUUGCACGGGAAUGCAGAUAUAACUUAUCAAAUCAAUACUGCGAAAGGGAUCCUAGACACGAUCUUGAGCGUCCAGCCCAAAGAAGGCGGUGGCGGAGGCGGCGAAACUCGAGAGACGGUCGUCUACUGUCUGGCCGAGGACAUGCUGGACAAGCUGCCCGAGCAGUACAACAGCUUCGAGGUGAAAGAAGCACUGCAGCGUAUGGGCGCCUUGCUGCCGAUGAACAUCUUUCUGCGGCAGGAGGUCGACAGGAUACAGAACGUGCUGCAAGAGGUGAACCUAGCUGACGAUCUGGAAUUUUAG
This is a messenger RNA of Phaedon cochleariae (mustard beetle), 663 nucleotides long. NCBI's taxonomy places the organism in Eukaryota, Metazoa, Arthropoda, Insecta, Coleoptera, Chrysomelidae. The record is from the annotation of a GenBank genome assembly.